Messenger RNA from Oppiella nova, 1564 nucleotides. NCBI's taxonomy places the organism in Eukaryota, Metazoa, Arthropoda, Arachnida, Sarcoptiformes, Oppiidae. The record is from the annotation of a GenBank genome assembly.
AAUAAAUCAUUAAUUUCUAAACAUGUCGUCCGAUAAUAAUAACGACGACCGGAGGAGUCCGUCCCUAUGGGUCUGGUUGGCCGCCCUAUCGGCGCUCAUGUCCGCCAUGACUAUGGGCGCCACGUUAGGAUGGAGUGCACCGGCACUUCCAGACCUUCACAACAACGCCAGUUCCCUGUAUCUGACGGCCGCUGAUAAGGACACCGAGACGUGGAUCGGCUCAUCCAUGACAUUGGGGGCACUGGCGGGCGGACUGUUAGGCGGCCCAUUGCUACAGAUGUUGGGCAUGAAAAAGGUUUUGAUCGGUUUGGGCGCACCAUUCAUUGUAGGCUGGGUGCUCAUUUGUGCCGCAAAGGGCUUUGCACUCAUAAUAGUGGGCAGAGUGUUAACGGGGUUUGGAUCAGGAAUUUGUUGCGGAGUGGCACCGACAUACUGUAUACACUUAUCAACCCCUAAAAUACGGGGGCUUUUGGGCACAGGCUUCCAAAUUUUCAUAACGAUUGGCAUUUUAUACAUUGAUUUGUUUGGGCUAUUCCUGGGCUGGCGCGCCCUUUGCAUAGUAGGUCUGGCGCCGGCUGUUAUCAUGACCAUAGGCAUGAUAUUCAUGCCGGAGUCGCCCAUAUGGCUGAUGAAUAAAUACGGCCGCAGUUCCCAAGUGGUGGACGCCCUCCGCAAACUCCGGUCCGACUCCAGCAAUAUCGAGACGGAGCUCAAGGAGAUGGCCGACAGCGCCGACAAGUCUAAGGAGAACUCGGGCUUCUCUAUGGGACAGUUAACCCGCGCCGACAUCUAUAAGCCGUUUAUCAUCGCCAAUGUGUUGAUGUUUUUCCAGCAAUUUUCUGGCAUUAAUGCCGUCCUCUUCUACUUGAAGACCAUAUUUGAGGACUCGGGCUCAUCCAUGGACCCUAUGGUCAGCACCUGUAUUGUGUGCGCCGCUAUGGUUAUCGCCACUAUAGGGGGAGGUCUUAUCACCGAUCGAUUGGGCCGUAAAGUACUACUCUUGGCUUCAGGUGUGGGACAUGUGGUCACUCUGGGAGUCAUGGGUUACUACUAUUACCACAAAAUGCAUAGCGGCUCCGACACCACAAUUGUCACCACCACUGCGUCCGUUAUGGUCGAGCAAUCGAUCGAGUCUGGAGUGGGAGGGGGAGGUGCGAGCCUGGGUUGGCUACCCGUGGUAUGUCUGGUGGUGUUUGUCGUGUCAUUUAGCUUAGGCUUCGGACCCAUACCGUGGAUGAUAGUGGCGGAGAUCACGCCCAGCCAUGCGAUCGGUGCGGUCAGCGCCACGGGAACGGCGUUCAACUGGUUGUGCGCCUUCAUCGUCACCAAACAGUUUGAGUCCAUCCAGAAGUCCCUCCAAUCGUACGGCGCUUUCUGGAUGUUCGCCGCCAUUCAGGUGGUGGCCGUCCUCUUCACCAUCUUCUUUGUGCCCGAAACCAAAGGCCGAUCGCUGGAGGAGAUGAGCCGGAUAUUCAUGGGACAGUCGGGCGGUGAUGAGGGCACCGACGUGUCAAAGGGUAGUCUACCUAAAUAUAGUGUUAAUAAGGAUGUGACCACUAUUUAG